ACUGAAACGAGCAUUCCCGUUCCUCGUUCAUGCUUGUGCCGAUUUUCGGAUAUUCCUCAAUGGAGAACGCCCUGUUCUAAUAUCCUCGACCUCGGACGAGGAAACUCUCCGGUUCGGCUCAGAAGACACCGUUUCGCGCCGCAGAUCGGAAUCUGUCCUCAAUAUCCCCCAAACAGAGCAAGCACGAUGACUGGAUAUUACUCUAACGCCGAAAAACGGCGGAUCGAAGACAGCAUGGCUGUCCAACCGGUUUCCAAAAAACCCCGUGACGAUCUCGCUCUGGCCGUGGGUUCGGUCGAGAGAGCUGUCCAGAUCUCGAAAGGAGCUAGGACAUCGAGUCUCCAAGCCCCCAUCAUGCUGCUCACAGGACACAAAGGAGAACUUUAUAACGGGAAAUUCCAUCCAGAUGGAACAAUGCUCGCUACAUGCGGAUUCGACCGAAAAAUCCUUUUUUGGAACACUUUCGGCGACUGUGACAACUUUCACAUGAUGACCGGCCACACCGGAGCGAUUCUCGACAUGCAUUUCUCCACCGGAGGGGAAUUUUUAUACACUUGUUCGACGGACAAAACCCUAUCCAUCUGGGAUUCUCAAGUUGGCGUUCGAGUUCGAAAGCUGCGGGGUCACAACACAUUCGUCAACUCUCUCCACCCAGCUCGCCGAGGACCGCAAAUGAUUGUGUCGGGGUCCGAUGAUUCUACAAUCAAGCUAUGGGAUGCGCGGCGGAAAACUCCGGUGAAAACCCUGCAGGAACAAUACCAGAUAACCGCCGUCAGCUUCAACGACACCGCCGAUCAGGUGAUCGCCGGCGGCAUCGACAACGUAGUGAAGAUUUGGGAUCUUCGCAAAGACUCGAUUGUGUACAGAAUGCUCGGGCAUCAAGAUACCAUUACCGGUAUGUCGCUUAGUCACGAUGGCGGUUUGCUGCUCACGAACUCCAUGGAUUGCUCUCUCCGUAUUUGGGAUGUGCGCCCGUACGCCCCCCAGGAACGCUGCGUUGCGGUAUACCAGGGCCACACGCACAACUUUGAGAAGAACUUGCUCCGAUGCGCCUGGUCGCCCGACGACAAGAAAAUUACUUGCGGCUCAGCUGAUAAAUGCGUUCACGUCUGGGAAUGCAAUUCACGGAGACUACUCUACAAACUACCCGGCCAUCAUGGCUCUGUCAACGAAGUCCGAUUCCACCCGUCAGAGCCGAUACUGGCAUCCGUUGGCAGUGAUGCGCAGAUAUUCAUGGGUGAAAUCGAGCCGUGA
This is a messenger RNA of Galendromus occidentalis (western predatory mite), 1254 nucleotides long. RefSeq names its product U5 small nuclear ribonucleoprotein 40 kDa protein. NCBI's taxonomy places the organism in Eukaryota, Metazoa, Arthropoda, Arachnida, Mesostigmata, Phytoseiidae. Gene Ontology annotation, molecular function: RNA binding; protein binding. The record is from RefSeq and is a predicted model, not a curated record. Gene Ontology annotation, cellular component: catalytic step 2 spliceosome. The coding region runs from base 187 to 1254 and encodes 355 amino acids. The transcript is spliced from 6 exons.